ACAGUGAGCACUGAUACCAAGGAGACCCCAGCAGCCGAGAAAGAUAAGGAGAACGGUUCGUCGAAAAGAAAGAAGGACAAGACUCGAAGCAAGAGUCGUUCAAGGUAGGACUGGUCAUGAAUCGUGUAUACGACCCGGGCUCUAUUCAUGA
Molecule: messenger RNA, 151 nt
Organism: Haemonchus placei
Lineage: Eukaryota; Metazoa; Nematoda; Chromadorea; Rhabditida; Trichostrongylidae
Source: the annotation of a GenBank genome assembly